Molecule: messenger RNA, 2731 nt
Organism: Girardinichthys multiradiatus
Lineage: Eukaryota; Metazoa; Chordata; Actinopteri; Cyprinodontiformes; Goodeidae
Gene: slc5a6b
Product: solute carrier family 5 member 6
Exons: 16
Coding region: 231-2075 (614 amino acids)
Biological process (GO): sodium ion transport; pantothenate transmembrane transport; biotin transport
Cellular component (GO): membrane
Molecular function (GO): sodium-dependent multivitamin transmembrane transporter activity
Source: RefSeq, a predicted model, not a curated record
GGCCACUACAUUAAGAACAGCCACAGUGUUUACUCGUGGAAAAGGUUGCAUUUAACGAGUGGCUCCUGAAUGUCCCAGCAAACGUGUCCAAUGACAGCGAAUGUGACCCGGAUGUCGGUGUUCCCUUCAACUAAAGGCUUUCUGGACUCUUGACUGAUGACUGUUUCCAAUUUGCAUGAAGGAGCAAUGCCAAGAGCACCUUGAACUCUCCUGCCAGGAAACAAACCGAGAUGGACCCGUCCGAUCAAAAGCACUUCACCGUUGUAGACUAUGUUGUAUUUGCUCUUUUACUCGCAGCCUCUGCAGGCAUCGGGCUGUACUACGCUCUCUCCGGGGGCCGUCAACGCACCACGCAGGAGUUCUUGAUGGCAGACAGGAGCAUGCAAUGUCUUCCCAUUUCCCUGUCGCUCAUCGCCUCCUUCCAGUCAGCCGUGGCGAUCAUCGGCGUCCCAGCUGAGAUCUACACUCACGGCACCCAGUACUGGUUCAUUGGCUGCGCUUACUUUUUAGGGCUUUUAAUUCCUGCUCACGUUUUCAUUCCAGUGCUAUACAGACUGCAACUCUCCAGCGCUUACCAGUAUCUAGAGCUGCGUUUCAGCAAAGCAGUGCGCAUCUGUGGAACUUUAACAUAUAUCUUUCAAAUGGUUAUCUAUAUGGGUGUUUGUGUGUACACGCCUGCUUUCGCACUUAAUGCGGCUACUGGAUUCCAGUUAUGGGGAACAGUGCUGGCAACUGGACUAGUGUGCGCUCUGUACACAACCCUGGGUGGCUUGAAGGCUGUGAUCUGGACUGACGUCUUUCAAACGGUUGUGAUGUUUGCGGGCCAGCUAGCUGUUAUCAUUGUGGGAGUGCGGCGGACUGGAGGAGUGUCGGAAGUCUGGAGGAAAGUGAAGGAGGGAAACCAUAUCUCUGGACUGGACUUAAACCCAGAUCCUACAGAGAGACACACCUUCUGGACUCUGGGGAUCGGCGGUGUCUUCCUCAUGCUGUCCUUGUAUGGAGUGAACCAGGCUCAGGUUCAAAGAUAUCUCAGCGCUCGCACAGAAAAAGAAGCUGUGAGGUCGUGCUACAUGGCGUUCCCUUCCCUUCAGCUGGCUCUGGCUCUGAGCUGUGUGAUGGGUCUCGUCAUGUUUGCACGUUACUGUGGAGAGGACUUUUCUGAGAAGCUGGGCAGCUCUUCGAGAGACGCAAUGGUGAUAUAUUUUGUGAUGGACAUGCUUCAAGGCCUCCCGGGACUGCCUGGACUGUUUGUUGCCUGUCUGUUUAGUGCGGCGCUCAGCACCAUCUCCUCUGCCUUCAACUCUUUGGCCACUGUGACGAUGGAAGAUCUCAUCAAACCAUAUUUUCCUUCCAUGUCAGAAGGGAGAGCAACAAAGGUGUCCAAAGCUUUAGCGAUGUCCUAUGGGCUGCUCUGUCUGGCCAUGGCCUAUUUGACUCACCUCAUGGGGGAUUCAGUUUUACAGGUAGCUUUAAAAAUCUUUGGGAUGAUUGGUGGACCCCUUCUUGGCCUGUUUUGUCUCGGGAUGUUCUUCCCAUGGGCCAACUCCAUCGGUGCAAUAGCUGGUCUGGUUGCAGGUCUGGCCGUGGCUUUCUGGGUUGGCAUCGGGAGCAUCAUCACUCGCAUCUCUGGCACAAAAUUGCUGCCACCCAGCUGUCACAUCAACACAACAGCCGGCAUCCAGACAGCACUCAGCAACGUAACAAGCCGACCCACGGGGCUGCAGAGGUUUUAUUCUUUGUCCUACAUGUGGUACAGUGCAUUCAACUGCUCAACUGUCAUUCUUAUCGGGCUGAUCAUCAGCUUUCUCACAGGCCCAAUGAAAGAAGAGGAGGCGACGCCUGGAACAAUCUAUCCGUUAUUAGGAAAACUGCUUUGUUUUCUACCUGAACAUCUGAAAAAGAAGCUCUGCUGUGUGACUCCUCUGAGACAGUCAAUCACAGAUCAACAAAGGCUACACUCACACAAGGAAAAUAAUGGAGGGGCCUCUCUCCAGCACACCCCAUCUCAGGAGCAGACGGAGGGUUUUCUUUCUGAGGUGGACUCCCGUGUUGUUGAGUGUGAAACCUCUGUGUAACGUCGAACUCUCCCACAUGAGGCAGGAAAUCUCCCGGAACCUAAAGCACUUGCACUGGAUCACUGCUUGCGUUGGCAUUUCUCAGUCUGACGCCUUUGAUUUGGGAUCAGGGAUGUUCUGCAGGUUUGCACCUUUGAGCAACUGCAGCCCCUGACUAAUUUGUGUGAUUUAAUGAUUUGCAGCCGAGUCGGUAGAUGUUUUGCAGACUGUAACAGUUUGUUUCUGUUUGAGUCAGCUGCUUGAAUGUUUGAAUAAUUUGUCUUUAUACUUGUAAACGUGCACUAUGCUGUUACCUAAAAAUCAAAGAUUUCUGAGCUGAAGAGCAAGUCAUCUUUUAUGUACUUGAAUGUUGAGGACUACUUCAUAGAUAUGCACCAGUCAGGCUUUGUGUUUAUAGACCAGAAAAUAGUGGGAGUUCUUAGUUUUGAUGCAUUUAAUGAAAAAGAAGUGAUUUCACAGUAUUUCACUGAUUACAGCUGAUCAAUAAUUGACUUGUCAAUUGGUGCAUCUCUACUAUUAAAGUUGCGCUGAUGGUGCUGUGACUUGGAAUCCCCUAACUUUUAAAACAGUCAUGGAAUUAUAACUGUAAUACAGUUUAAACACAAGAAAACACUUUUUCUACAAUGGAUUAAAGAUUUUUUUAUACAAAUUUCUAA